This is a messenger RNA of Arctia plantaginis, 411 nucleotides long. Lineage: Eukaryota; Metazoa; Arthropoda; Insecta; Lepidoptera; Erebidae. The record is from the annotation of a GenBank genome assembly.
AUGAGUGGUUAUCAAAGUACGUGGUCAUCUACGACGGGGGCUGAGUUAGAAUUGGAGCCUCUAGGCGAGCUGGCUGAGGUCGGGUUCGAGCCGCAGACGCGCGCGCGAUCCAACACGUGGCCGCUACCAAGGCCAGACAACUACGCAGAAGCGGCUGACGACACCGGCUCUAAGAAGAACUCUAAUCAGAAUCUGAGUGGGGCGCCUCCUCUACCUACAGCCACAAAGAAAAAUUCCUCACGUCGAAAUGCUUGGGGCAACUUCUCCUAUGCUGAUCUCAUUACCCAGGCUAUCACCUCGGCUCAAGACAACAGGCUCACGUUGUCACAGAUUUACGAGUGGAUGGUCCAGAAUGUGCCAUAUUUUAAAGAUAAAGGAGAUAGUAAUUCAUCAGCGGGUUGGAAGGAAUGA